Messenger RNA from Pyricularia grisea, 222 nucleotides. RefSeq lists its product as uncharacterized. NCBI's taxonomy places the organism in Eukaryota, Fungi, Ascomycota, Sordariomycetes, Magnaporthales, Pyriculariaceae. The record is from RefSeq and is a predicted model, not a curated record. Bases 1 to 222 code for a protein of 73 amino acids. The transcript has 2 exons.
AUGGCGACGCGGUCGCCGGGCUUCAGGGUCGUCACGUCUGGGCCGGUCGAGAGCACGAUGCCGGCUGCUUCGUGGCCUAGGAUGCAGUCGCCCUCAACGACGAGGGUUCCGAUAGCGCCGGUCUUCCAGAAGUGUACAUCGGAGCUGUUUUUGGGGUGCACUUCACAUGCACAAGAACCUCGCCAGGUCCUGGUGAUAGAAUUGGUGCCUCGACUUGCUUGA